UCAGCAUGGGCCUCAACCAACGUCUUCCUUUACAGCCAAUCAGUUACGCGUACGGAUCGAACGUCACUAUACGUAAUUAAUAUUCAUAAGUUGUACAAUCACACACGGAACUGUGGAAAACAACCGAGCGGUGAGAAAAGUGAAUGAAAAACCGUCUCAUAUACAUCAUCUGAAAGUUUUGAUGGCAUCUGCAGAGUAAAUGAAGUGAGGUGCUGAAGAGAUUUAUCAUCAUCUGUCAUCUGAAACAGAAUGGAGAACUCAUCAACCAGAGAUGAAUACAAGAUCCAAUCAUUUGAUAUGGAGACGCAGGCGCUCCUCAAAACCGCUCUGAAUGAUCCAGGGUCAGUUGAUCUGGAUAAAGUAUCCAGUGUUAUAGUCGAGCAGUCUCUGAAGGACCAGGCCUUUAGCAAAGAGGCUGGACGAAUCUGUUACACUAUAGUCCAGACAGAAGCCAAACAGAGCAAUAAGUGUGUGUUUCGCCGUCAGCUGUUAAACCGACUUCAGCAGGAGUUUAAUGCCCGAGAGGAGAUAAGGAGGAGAUCCACUCAGGAGUGGGUUUGUCUUGUGUCCUUCAUCUGCAACAUCUUUGAUUACCUCAAGGUGAAUAACACGCCCAUGGUGCCGCUGGUUCAGCCUGUGUAUGACUGUUUGUUCAGAAUGGCACAGCCUGAUGCUCUGAAGAACGAGGAGGAGAUGGACUGUCUGGUAUUACAGUUACAUCGUAUCGGAGAUCAGCUGGAGAAGAUGGAUAUGCAGCGCAUGGAUGAGUUGUUUUAUCUUCUGAGGGACGGGUUUCUCCUGCAGGACGAUCUGAGCUCAAUGGGUCGACUGCUCCUGCUGGAGAUCUUGGAGUUUCGUGCGGGAGGCUGGACCCUCAGUGACACCGCUCAGAAAUAUUACUACAGUGAAGUGACAGACUGACACCUCCACCAAAAUUCAAGGAAACAAUGGAGGAAAAACACUGGAGGCUUUAUGUUUUAAGGAAGGCUUUGAGAUUUACUAGGUAUGUGGGUUGACAAUAGAGGAUUUAACCAAGGUUAGGGUGUUCAGGUGUGUUUCUGGUGUUCUGUAGUUUUGAUAUGGUAAGUAGUAAGAUGGCUCACUUUCUCCGUAAACAUUCCUGUGGUCUGUAAUAAUGUUACAGAUCCCAACAUUCCCAAAACAAAGAAUUAGUGUGUGCUGUAAUGCCGUUCAUUUAGGGUUAAGCAACACUUUUCUGAAAAUUGUUGAACCACAUCUGUUUUCUGUGAAAAAUAAUCAUUUGUAGCCAAAGUUAGGCAGCUUUUUUCAGGAAAUAAAUAAGUUUUUUGUGAA
Messenger RNA from Misgurnus anguillicaudatus (oriental weatherfish), 1314 nucleotides. RefSeq names its product MIF4G domain-containing protein B. Gene Ontology annotation, biological process: regulation of translational initiation. Gene Ontology annotation, molecular function: RNA binding; protein binding; translation activator activity. Lineage: Eukaryota; Metazoa; Chordata; Actinopteri; Cypriniformes; Cobitidae. The record is from RefSeq and is a predicted model, not a curated record. Gene Ontology annotation, cellular component: cytosol.